AUGACGCCGGAUCUGUGCCUGCCGAUCGACGGGGAAUAUCCGUCUUUCAGAGGGGUGCAUGGUCGAACCGCCACCGGUCAUGAGGUGCCCGGAGAACUACAUCAUAGAUCAAGCAGCUAUUUAGCGUACGUCCACCUGUCAGGCCCGGGUCUGGGCUUGACCCGAUUAGGCCAGGAGCUAAAGAGACAAGCUAGAGUAGUAACACUAAAAGGGCGUCCCAAUCCAUGGUCCGUUGACCGUGCAGGCCACGGCGAGACCAUAGCGGACCGUUUUGAGAGCCGUCUCCAAUUUAAGGUCCUCUUUCGUUACCCCAGUCCCCCCAGCCUGAUCCCGCCAUAUAGCAGGUGCCGCUUCAUGGCCGCUUCCUAA
Penicillium chermesinum is the source of this 369-nucleotide messenger RNA. RefSeq lists its product as uncharacterized. The coding region runs from base 1 to 369 and encodes 122 amino acids. The record is from RefSeq and is a predicted model, not a curated record. The transcript has a single exon. Lineage: Eukaryota; Fungi; Ascomycota; Eurotiomycetes; Eurotiales; Aspergillaceae.